Messenger RNA from Fundulus heteroclitus (mummichog), 4552 nucleotides. RefSeq names its product oxysterol binding protein-like 5 (gene osbpl5). Gene Ontology annotation, biological process: phospholipid transport. The coding region runs from base 315 to 2921 and encodes 868 amino acids. The record is from RefSeq and is a predicted model, not a curated record. Gene Ontology annotation, molecular function: sterol binding. Gene Ontology annotation, cellular component: membrane; cytosol; intracellular membrane-bounded organelle. Lineage: Eukaryota; Metazoa; Chordata; Actinopteri; Cyprinodontiformes; Fundulidae. The transcript is spliced from 24 exons.
AUGUUGAAACGGAGCAACUUCUCCUCCGGUAGACUCCAACCGUCCGUCCCUCACCGCCCAGCCGGUUCCACAUCGCCCAUGCUAUGACACUUGACUGGGAAGGGAUCUGAGAAACUGCAUGAGAACCGGAAAGACCACCACCAACAUCAUCAACAACAACAACAAAAAAAUACGGUGAGACGGGUGGCCCCAACAGAGGCCUCUGGAUGCCGUUGCUCCUGCAGUUCAGGUGAAAGAACCCUCUCAGGAACUGUGUGUACCAAGGGAGGUUGUGGCUGUCUAACCUGAAGCCCAAGGUCAAGCAAGUUGUCAGGAUGAAGGAGGAGAAUUUGCUCCAACGGAGGCUUUCUCUUUGCCCUACCGCCACCUCUCCACCUAAAAUCGACCCCCGCACGCUCACCCGCAACUUGUCUUAUGGAGGAGACAAUGACAUCUACAACUUCGGUCCAGGCAGUGAGACAGACAGGAACGCUCUCUCCAUGCUGAGUAGUGAACUUAGUCCUGCCCAAUCACCUGACAGCAAGUCUGAGUCCAGGAUGUUUAAUGGCGUUGAAAAGGAGUGCCCCUCCCCCACCGAGAAGCUGGCUCGAAAGGAGUCUCUCAAGGUCCAGAAGCAGAAUUAUCGGCAAGAAAAGAAACGGGCAGCUAAGGAACUGUCCACUGCACUUAAGGACCCCAGUGUUGUCAUCAUGUCCAAUUGGCUCAAGAUCCGCGGCUCCUUAAAGAGUUGGACCAAGUUGUGGUGCGCCUUAAGGCCUGGGGUGCUGUUGAUCUAUAAGACACCUAAGACAGACCACUGGGUGGGCACCAUCCUCCUCAGUGCAUGCAAGCUGAUCGAGAGACCCUCCAAGAAAGACGGCUUCUGCUUCAAGCUCUACCACCCACUGGAGAAAUCCAUCUGGGCUGUCAAGGGUCCAAAAGGAGAAAAUGUCGGUUCCAUCACGCAGCCCUUACCCAGCAACUAUCUGAUCUUCAGAGCUGCAUCCGAGUCUGAUGGCCGGUGUUGGAUGGAUGCCCUGGAGCUGGCUCUGAGGAGCUCCAGUCUCUAUAAGAUGACUCCCAAAGCCGGAAAAGAGGGCGAUAUCAGCAUGACUUCAGAGUCUUCACAUAUACUCCAGCUGCUGCAGUCUUCUCCACUCACCGAUUCAGAGCUGCAACAGUUGAAUGAGACGUCCCUGCUUGGCAAUCACAUGGAGCAUGACGGCUCGUCAGACAAAUCGGAGCGCGAGACUCAUGACGACUGGGACACGACUGGCAAUGAAAACAGUGGACGGCUGACGGAGGAGAGCGACAUGGAGCAGUCAGACGAGAUGUCCCCCGGGCCACAAGCUACCGCUUACGUGGAGCAGAACUCUGAAGAGAUGGCCGAGGCCGGUGAAGCUUCCCAGGUUGAGACCGUAUCCGAUGAGAACAAGGGCCUAAUCUGGGGCCUGCUGAAACAGCUGCGACCGGGGAUGGACCUGUCAAAGGUGGUGCUGCCCACCUUCAUCCUGGAACCUCGUUCCUUCCUGGACAAGCUGUCUGACUACUAUUAUCAUGCUGAUCUGCUUUCACAGGCUUCUCAAGAAGAAAGUGCUUACAGUCGGAUCAAGCAGGUGCUGAGAUGGUAUUUGUCUGGCUUCUACAAAAAGCCCAAGGGUCUGAAAAAGCCUUACAAUCCAAUCCUGGGGGAGACAUUUCGCUGCUGCUGGCUCCAUCCUCGGACUGACAGCUGCACAUUCUACAUAGCCGAGCAGGUGUCGCACCAUCCUCCCAUCUCUGCCUUUUACGUCUGCAACAGGAAGGAUGGUUUCUGUAUCAGUGGAAGCAUCCUGGCCAAGUCCAAGUUCUAUGGUAACUCUCUAUCAGCUAUUCUAGACGGCAAAGCUCGACUUCUGUUCCUCAGUAGAGAUGAAGAGUAUAUCAUCACCAUGCCCUACGCUCACUGCAAAGGUAUCCUGUAUGGCACUAUGACGCUCGAGUUGGGAGGGAAAGUCACCAUCGAGUGUGAGAAGACGAAGUGUUUCGCAGAGCUGGAGUUCAAAUUAAAGCCUUUCCUCGGUGGCGCCGGCUCGGUAAAUCAGAUCAGUGGGAAGAUUCUUAUGGAGGACGAACUGAUGGCCACCAUUGACGGCCACUGGGACGGCGAGGUGUUCAUUCAUGAGAAGUGCUCGGGCCAGCAGGACACUUUGUGGAACCCAACUCCAGACAUCCGCAGCAUGCGCCUCAAGCGGCAGGUGGUCCAGUUAGACCAGCAGGGGGAGUUUGAGUCAGAAAGACUGUGGCAGCACGUGACCAGCGCCAUCCUGGAUCGGGACCAAAUGAGGGCGACGCAGGAGAAGUUUGUCCUGGAGGAGGCUCAGCGGAGAGAAGCCAAGGAGAGAGGAGAGAGAUCCUGGACCCCAAAACUUUUCCUCCAGGAUCCCGUCACCUCCGAGUGGACCUACAAGCACCUCGACACUCAGCCGUGGGACCCCGAGGUUAGCCUCGUUCAGUUUGAGAAGGACGGCGUGAUUCAGACACAGGAGAAAAUCCAGAGACAACACAACGGGCUUUCCUACAGCCAUGGCUGGACCAGGCAGCACAAGGCGGAGGUAAAUGGAAAGCACAGGAAGACCAGCAGCCAGCCGUCCACUUGCAGCCAGAACACUGAGAGCAGCAGCACCACACCAGAACCGACACACGAGUCCUCCGAUAAUGAAGGCUUUUCAACCCAAUGCGCCCGCUGCAGUAAAGAGGUGAAGGACAUCGCUCUGAUCGAGGCCUCCAUCACAUCCAUACAGAAGGCACAGCAGGAUAUUCAAAGGAACCUUUUGGCCCUGAGCCGUCAGCUGUCUCGGCAGAGGGAAACAGACGACAGCAUGUCCUUAACCGGCCGUCACUGCCUCAUCCUCUGCGUCCUGCUCCUCUCCCAGCUCCUCCUCAACUACGUCUUCACCUGAGCCAGCUCCUACGGGGAGAAGCCUCCCUCCAGCGCCGGUCUGGCUCGAAAGCUUCCAAAAAAAAGAAGAAAAAAAAAAGCACACAGACUCCGAUCAAGCCGACGGAGACCUCAGCGCUCGGAGGGAAACCUUCUCCCUUUGCGUACCUUUUGUAAGAAGAGGAGCACGGACUUUAUAGCAAUAAACACAGCCACAGCAACCGCCUGUCAGUCACCUGGAGAGAGGAAGAUGGCCCCCUAGUGUAGCCAGACUGAAACUGCACCGGAACCCGCGCACUUUGGACAGGAAAGGGAACUUAAGAAGCACCUCUAGAGAGACUCAAAAUGUGGGUAAUUUUGAUGAAAGAAAUGACAGAGAGGAUGUUUUCACCAUUCCUUAGUGUCUUUAUAUAUUAGUCCUGCAAUACUGUUCAUCUGUGAGCGUGCCUCUAUCUGUGUGCGUGCGUGUGUGUGUGUGUGUGUGUGUGUGUGUUGUUGCGUUAUCACUAGGCCCUAUGGGCACAAAGCAGAUCACGUCUCGGACUUUUCCUGCUCCCCUUCCACUCCAGACUUUGGGCCUUAACAAUGAAGCCAAAAAGAGGAAGAGUACCAGAAAUAAUUAUACAAACGAAGAAAGCUCGUCUUCUAACUGUGCAAUUGUGUAUUUUUUUUUUUUUUUUUUUUUUUUUUUUUUUUAUCAAUGUUCACGCAAAUACACUGUCUCGUCUUUUUAAUGAUGAUGAUUUUACCAAAACAGUAUUUAUAAUCCGAAAGGACAACGAGUACUUGUUUACAGGGGGAAAACUGGAUGUGCGCUCCGUGGCACAUCGGCACGAACAGAAGGAUAACGGGAGCGAGGCCGGCCAGAGAGCCGACAAGAGUGUCUUUAUAUUCGUGUGCCUGCUGCAUCUGAAGGGAUCGUCGGUGGCGUCGGGCUUGACCACUGAACCGGCGGCGUUACAAUCAGUCGCAUACGCGUGGCGGGGGGGAAGCACGAGUGGACGAGCCUACGAGAAAAGGGAUUUCUGUGUGCGCCGUGGUCGACACCACCUCGAAGUGACUGUCUUAGAUGUAAACACUUAGUAACAAAAGGCAGGAGUUUUCACCUUUAAUCAGUUUGUAUAUAUUUGUCUGGCCGUCGAUUUCAAAGAGAUAUUGAGAAUGUAUUUAUUAGAGGAUUCACCGUGUCUUCACUGAUUCAGGACGAAGGACCUGGAACAACAAUCGCUCCUCGAGGGUUUGUACGUCGGUCCGCCUGUAUGCUUGAGUGUGAUCGAGCACGUUAGCCAUGAAGUCUUUAAAAAAGGUAAAAAAAAAUAAAAAUAAAUCAGCCAUUAUGGUGGAUCUGACUGGUUGUUAGGUUCUGGGUUACAUCCUCAUCACCAGUACUCGUCCAACCACCUGCAGAGAACCAACUGCACACACAAAAAAAAAAAAAAAAAAGACGUCAGCUCUAUGAAUGCUUGGAUUAACACCUUAAUUUGUUUCUUCUUUUCACUCUUCUCAUGUUUUCUACUUUGCUGCCAUGUUGUGGGGAUUCUACAUGCCAGAUGUUUUUGUUUCAUGGAACAAAAGUAUAUAACAUGUCGGUAAUGUUUUUCAUUCAUGUGUUGGAUACUGUAGUAGGACAGUAAACACGUUUUACCCCUUGGA